This is a messenger RNA of Cyclopterus lumpus (lumpfish), 2234 nucleotides long. RefSeq names its product eukaryotic translation initiation factor 2, subunit 2 beta (gene eif2s2). The record is from RefSeq and is a predicted model, not a curated record. The transcript has 9 exons. Gene Ontology annotation, biological process: formation of translation preinitiation complex; translational initiation; formation of cytoplasmic translation initiation complex. Lineage: Eukaryota; Metazoa; Chordata; Actinopteri; Perciformes; Cyclopteridae. Gene Ontology annotation, molecular function: translation initiation factor binding; mRNA binding; translation initiation factor activity. Gene Ontology annotation, cellular component: eukaryotic translation initiation factor 2 complex. The coding region runs from base 120 to 1118 and encodes 332 amino acids.
GAGUUCACGCCUGCGUACUGCGGAUCCAACGCUGAUGCAAGACAUUUUCGGCGCAGCAUUGUGGCACUGUUCGAGGGACACACAUUAGCCAGGUUUCAAUCACAUUUCAGCCCGCAAACAUGUCAGGAGACGAGAUGAUUUUUGAUCCCAACAUGACCAAGAAGAAGAAGAAGAAGAAGAAGCCCUUCAUGCUGGAUGAGGAAGGAGGAGAGGGGGUGGGAGGAGAAGAGGCUAAAGAGGUGGAGGCGAAGGAAGUGGAACCGGAGACCGGAGACGACAAGGAGCUGGAUCUAGAUGAAGAUGAAGGCAGGAAGAAAGAACCGUCCGAUGAUCUGAACGACUUGAACUUCUUCAACCAGAAAAAAAAGAAGAAGAAACCCAAGAAAGUAUUUGAAAAUGAUGUUGAGGAGGGAUUAAAGGAGCUGAAAAUUGAGGGGGAGCAAACAGAGGUGCUGGAGGAGGACAACCUGGACCUAAUGCUUCCUACCAAAAAAAAGAAGGCAAAAAAAGUGGACUUUGAUGAGGGAGAGUUGCUGGAGCUGGAUGACCCUUUGGAGGAUGAUGAGGGGAAGAACAACGAUGGGAUCUCAUUCAGCUCCAUGACAGGACCGACCUGGGCCGGGACUGAAAGAGACUACACUUAUGAUGAGCUCCUGAACCGAGUCUUCAACAUAAUGAGAGAGAAGAACCCGGAUAUGGUGGCAGGAGAGAAGAGGAAGUUUGUGAUGAAGCCUCCUCAAGUGGUCCGAGUUGGAACCAAGAAAACCUCUUUCGUCAACUUCACAGACAUCUGCAAACUGUUGCAUCGUCAGCCUAAACAUCUCCUCGCUUUCCUGUUGGCCGAGCUGGGAACAAGUGGUUCCAUAGACGGAAAUAACCAGCUUGUGAUCAAAGGCAGAUUUCAACAGAAACAAAUAGAAAAUGUCUUGAGAAGAUACAUCAAGGAAUAUGUGACGUGUCACACCUGCCGCUCCCCAGAGACCAUCCUGCAGAAAGACACUCGCCUCUAUUUCCUGCAGUGUGAAACGUGCCACUCCCGCUGCUCCGUCGCCAGCAUCAAGACUGGCUUCCAGGCUGUGACGGGCAAGAGGGCGCAGCUGCGAGCUAAAGCCAACUAAAGACCACCGAAACGGGGCUCCCCCUCCCCUCUCUCGGCUUCCCGGAGCUGGGGACGGAUGCCCCUCUGAUUCGCUAAAAGGACUCUCUGGAUCGAACUGCGGGAGGGUUUUGCUGUUAAGUUGUGUCGUGGCCUGACAGGGCAGGGAGAGUGAGAGAGUAUCUAAAGCGGACUGAUUGGGUUCAGGCGCCGUACGCAGAUGAUGUGUACCACAUACACGAUUGGAUGCAUUUGAUUUGUUGUCUGGCUGAUGAACCCUCCACCUCCUAGGUUGUUUUUGUUUAGAUUUGCUGUGAUUCUUGAUUCCUGCCAGAUUACCAAUUUGAUACGGCUUUUUCAUUCUUUCCUCUCCCCCUUAACAUGCACAAGAGAUGUAUAUUUCUGGAUUGCAGUUUAAGAUAAGUUGAUCUACAGCGACGGAGCGUAGUUGCUCUGGUAAGUUGCUCAUAUGGUUACCUCGAUGUACUUGAAUUGAAGAUCGCGUCCCUGUCUGGUCUGAAACCACAACACUGCCUGUCCCAGAAUUUUCUGCUCCAACUUUUCAAGGAUAGAAAUCACUGGGCUGGAGUACAUGGAGGGAAAUGUGUCACUGCUACUAGUCUGUGGCUGCCCCAACGCAGACCUCAUUCCUUCUCACUUAAGACUUUGAGAGAGGUUGUUUGUGAGACAGACGUAUACAAUGAUAGUGUGUUUGUAAGUGUCAUUGAUGAGCAAUUUUGUACUUCAUUAUUGCUUCCUUUUGACUUCUGCAGUUAAGAUCAACACGUUUUAUCCAUCAUUUGAGAGCUGAUGUGAAAAUGUAACCAAAUUUUGUCAAGAAGAGCAGCUUUCUCAAGCUCAUGCCAGUCCCCGAACACAAACGCCCAAAAGCUCCCUCCUGAAAACAGCCUCUGAGCAGACCCCUCUAACCUACUCUAACAGGUCUUUUCAAGUGGGAUUUCCGUCUCAUUUUCACCGCAAGCUAGCCAGGAUGAGAGGCGUUUCAGUCCAGUAAUGCUGGUUCCUACAUGAUUUUGGUUCUGUUGAUGUUUGAGAAGGAUGUGGAUAAGUAUGACUGGCUGGAAUCAUUUUAAAAGUUGGUUUUUACUCAAAUAAAACAUUCUACUCUCUCUCUCCA